UGAAGAAUUUUCCAUUCUCCUGCAAUCCAGAGAUGUUGGGAUCCAGCGAGCCUUCUAAGUCAGUCCACUCUCUGAGACCUUCUGAUAUUAAAUUUGUGGCAGCCAUUGGCGAUGUGGAAACUCCUCCAGACUCAGGGACGGUCGACGUGGAGAAGCAAAUAUGGACUGACAAAAUGUCACAGCAGGCGUGCCUGGGAGUGGUGACAGUCCUUUCAGAUGUCAUCAGACAUUUCAAUCCCUCCGUGCUGCGGCCUAUGUGCGCCCCUGGAGAGAGAGUGGAACCCCCCACUGCAGAUGAAGACUUGUGGAUUCAGGCAAAGGAACUGGUGAGGAGCAUGAAAGAGAACCAGCAACUUGACUUUCAAAAUGACUGGAAGCUCAUCAAUGUGUUCUUCAGCAACGCAAGCCAAGAUCACCUCUGUCCCUCCACCCAACAGCAAAGCCAGGUGACAAGUGGCAUGGACAAGCUGACUGGAAUCCUGGACUACCUGCACCAGGAGGUCCCCAAAGUGUUUGUGAACCUGCUGGAUCUCUCUGAGGCAAUGAGGGCCCAGCUCAGCCCCACAGCAGAGCCCUACAGGUGCUCAGAGGAGACCUCGAAGCUGUCCAAGGUUGUGGCACAGUGGUCCUACCAGGAAAGCUGGGAAUGUCUCCUGGCCUCCAGCAAGUACAAUGAGCAGGAGUCCUUCGCGGUUGUUUUCCAGCCCUUCUUGUACGAGACAGCACUGUGGAGGAAGCAGCCACUCGAGGAUCCCACCUCACUCGCCUUGAAUCUCUGGAACAACAUGAUGAAGCCAGCAGGACAGAAAGAUGAGCCAUUCAGUGCAGAAGAGAGGAAGCUGGUGAAAUGUCCCUCUGAGGAGAAUCCCUACCUGUUCACCUACAGGAACAGCAACUACCUGCCCACGAUGACAAAACUCGCUGAGAGGCUUGAGGUGAGAGAAGGAACAGAGAUUGGGUGCCCUGACAGGGAUCCCUCCGACUCAAUUCCCACCUCAGUUCACAGGCUGAAGCCGGCUGACAUCAAGGUAAUCGGAGCGAUGGGCGACUCUCUCACGGCAGCUAAUGGGGCUGGGUCCAGUCCUGGGGACGUGCUGGACGUCGUGACUCAGUAUCGAGGUCUGUCCUGGAGCGGCGGCGGCGACCAGAACCUCAGCAGCGUCACCACUCUGCCAAACAUCCUCCGGGAAUUCAACCCUUCCCUGACGGGCUUCUCUGUUGGCACCGGGAGUGAAAACAGUCCUGGAGCCUUCCUAAACCAGGCCGUGGCAGGAGCCCACGCUGAGGGGUUACCUGCUCAGGCCAGGAAGCUGGUGGACCUGAUGAAGAGUGACACAAAUAUAAAUUUUCAGGAAGAUUGGAAAAUAAUAACCAUGUUUAUAGGAAGCAAUGACCUCUGUGGUUUCUGCAAUGACCAGGCCCACUAUUCUCCGCAGAACUUCACAGACAACAUUGGGAAGGCUCUGGACAUCCUCCAUGCCGAGGUUCCUCGGGCGUUUGUGAACCUGGUAAAGGUGCUACAGAUUGUCAGCCUGAGGGAGCUGUACCAGGAGGAUAAAGUCAGCUGCCCAAGGCUGAUCCUCAGGUCUCUGUGCCCCUGUGUCCUGCAGUUUGAUGAUAACUCAACAGAACUUGCCUCCCUCAUCGAAGUGAAUCAGAAGUAUCAGGAGGGGACUCACGAGCUGGUUGAGAGUGGGCGAUACGACACAAGGGAAGAUUUUACAGUGGUCGUGCAGCCGUUCUUUGAAAAAGUGGACAUGCCAAAGACCUCGGAGGGGUUGCCUGACAGCUCUUUCUUUGCUCCUGACUGUUUCCACUUCAGUAGCAAGGCUCACGCCCACGCAGCCAGUGCCCUCUGGAACAACAUGCUGGAACCCGUCGGCCAGAAGACAACACGGCAUAAUUUUGAAAGUGAGAUCAGUAUCGCAUGUCCAAACCAGGACUGGCCAUUUCUGAGCACCUACAAGAACAGCGUACAGGGUCAUGGGAGCCAGCUGCUGUGCAGUGACAGAGCCCCUUCUGCCUCAUCGCCCACCUCUGUGCACUCCCUGAGACCUGCAGAUAUCCAAGUUGUGGCUGCUCUGGGGGAUUCUCUGACCGCUGGCAUUGGAAUUGGCUCCAAACCGGACGACCUUCCCGAUGUCACCACUCAGUAUCGGGGGCUGUCAUAUAGUUCAGGAGGGGAUGGCUCCCUGGAGAACGUGACCACCUUACCGAAUAUCCUUCGAAAGUUUAACAGCAAUCUCACAGGCUACGCAGUGGGCACUGGUGACGCCAAUGAUACCAAUGCGUUCCUCAAUCAGGCUGUUCCCAGAGCAAAGGCUGAGGACCUUACAAACCAAGUCCAGGCUCUGGUGCAGAGGAUGAAAGAUGACCAUAGAGUAAAUUUCCACGAGGACUGGAAGAUCAUCACGGUGCUGAUCGGAGGCAGCGAUUUAUGUGACUACUGCACGGACUCGAAUCUGUAUUCAGCAGCCAACUUUUUUGAGCAUCUCCGCAAUGCCUUGGACAUCCUGCACAGAGAGGUGCCCAGAGCCCUGGUCAACCUCGUGGACUUCAUGAGCCCCAUUGCCAUGCGGCAGGUGUUCCUGGGGAACCCAGACAAGUGCCCAGUGCAGCAGGCCAGCAUUUUGUGUAACUGUGUUCUGACCCCACGGGAGAGCUCCCAAGAGCUGGCCAGGUUGGAGGCCGUCACCGGAGCCUACCAGAGCAGCAUGCGUGAGCUGCUGGAGUCGGGUCGCUACGACACCCAGGAGGACUUCUCUGUGGUCCUGCAGCCUUUCUUCCACAACAUCCAGCUCCCCGUCCUGGCGGAUGGGCGCCUGGAUACGUCCUUCUUUGCCCCAGACUGCAUCCACCCGAACCAGAAAUUCCACUCCCAGCUCUCCAGAGCCCUUUGGGUCAACAUGUUUGAACCACUAGGAAGGAAAACGGAUACGCUGGACCUGGCAGUAGACAUCCCCCUCUCCUGCCCCCCUCAGAAUGAUUCCUUCCUGAGAACUUCCCGGAACAGUAACUACACAUACCCUACCAAGCCAGCCAUUGAGAACUGGGGCAGUGACUUCCUGUGUACGGAAUGGAAUCCUUCCAACAGUGUUCCCACCUCAGUCCAUGAGCUCCAACCAGCAGACAUCAAAGUGGUGGCUGCCCUGGGUGACUCGCUGACUACAGCGGUGGGAGCCCGCCCAGACAAUACCAGCGACCUACCCACGUCCUGGAGGGGAUUGUCCUGGAGCAUUGGAGGGGAUGGAGUCUUGGAUACCCAUACCACACUGCCCAACAUUCUAAAGAAGUUCAACGCUCACAUCCUUGGAUUCUCCACCGGCACCCAGGAGGAGAUGGCAGGACUGAACGUAGCCGUGGAAGGGGCCAGAGCUCGGGACAUGCCGGCCCAGGCCCGGGACCUGGUGGAGCGAAUGAAAAACAGCCCUGAAAUCAACCUCGAGCAAGACUGGAAGCUGAUCACACUCUUCAUCGGGAGCAACGACUUGUGUCAUUACUGCGAGAAUCCGGAGGCCUACUCAGAGGAGGAGUAUGUUCAGCACAUCCAGCAGGCCCUGGAUAUCCUCUAUGAGCUUCCAAGGGCUUUCGUCAAUGUGGUAGAGGUCAUGGAGCUGGCUAGCCUGUACCAGGGCCAAGGUGGGAAAUGUGACAUGUCACUGGCAGCUCUGAGCAACUGCACUUGCCUCAGACGCUCCCAGGACAACUCCCUGGAGAUGCAAGAGCUGAAGAAAGUGAACUGGAACUUCCAGAGUGGCAUCACCAGGUUCUCCUACCAGCACCAGUACCUGCAGCGCGAGGACUUCACAGUGGUCGUGCAGCCCUUCUUCCAGAACACUCUUGUCCCCCUGAGUGAUAGAGGGGAUGCUGACCUCACCUUCUUCUCCGAAGACUGUUUCCACUUCUCAGAACGCGGUCAUGCCGAGAUGGCCAUCGCACUCUGGAACAACAUGCUGGAACCAGUGGGCCAAAAGACAACCUCCAACAACUUCACGCACAGCCGAACCAAACUCAAAUGCCCCUCUCCUGAGAGCCCUUACCUCUAUACCCUGAGGAAUAGUCAGCUACUCCAAGACCAGGCUGAAGCAGGCCCCAUGGUGAUCUUCUGGGCUGUGCCAGUGGCAGCAGGAGGCGGGCUUGCAGUUGGUGUCGGCACAAUGAUGGCAUGGAGAGCCAUACGAGGUCGCCAGAGGGAAAAUCCUCCAAUAAACCUGAACACUAUGGGCUUCUAGGCCCCCCAGCUGUGUACAGGCACUCAUCCUAAAUUCCCCAGCCACACUCCUCAUCAGCUCUCUACCUCAGCCACCCCUGGCC
This is a messenger RNA of Ceratotherium simum simum (southern white rhinoceros), 4314 nucleotides long. It is a transcript of the gene PLB1, whose product is annotated as phospholipase B1. NCBI's taxonomy places the organism in Eukaryota, Metazoa, Chordata, Mammalia, Perissodactyla, Rhinocerotidae. The record is from RefSeq and is a predicted model, not a curated record. Gene Ontology annotation, molecular function: phosphatidylcholine lysophospholipase A1 activity; A2-type glycerophospholipase activity; retinyl-palmitate esterase activity. Gene Ontology annotation, biological process: phospholipid metabolic process. Gene Ontology annotation, cellular component: brush border membrane.